Molecule: messenger RNA, 6299 nt
Organism: Motacilla alba alba
Lineage: Eukaryota; Metazoa; Chordata; Aves; Passeriformes; Motacillidae
Gene: FYN
Product: FYN proto-oncogene, Src family tyrosine kinase
Exons: 14
Coding region: 1965-3578 (537 amino acids)
Biological process (GO): cell surface receptor protein tyrosine kinase signaling pathway; cell differentiation; innate immune response
Cellular component (GO): extrinsic component of cytoplasmic side of plasma membrane
Molecular function (GO): ATP binding; non-membrane spanning protein tyrosine kinase activity; signaling receptor binding
Source: RefSeq, a predicted model, not a curated record
CUGGCUCACAGGUAACUGUGGGAAGGUGUCUGAGGUGUUGAGUGUAUGCUGUGUGCUGCCUGACUGACUGGUGGGCAGGGAGGUGGCUGGGUUGAGUGCUUGGUGUGCCUGGAGGACCUCCUGGCUAUCUAUUCCAUCAAAGAAAAAGGAAGCCUUAACAGCCCAUUGGUGCAAAAGGAAGUGGUAGAGAGGUUUGAGCAGGGGUAGGUCACCAAGGGAGGGGAAAUGUCAGGCUGCUCUUUCUUAUUUUCUUUUUUUUUUUUUUUAAUUCAACCUUUAAUAUUUAUUCCCACCAGAGUAGUUGUUCAAAGUCUCCCUUCCUACUCUGGCUGUUGCUACCACUGUUUUUCUCCUCUGAUUUUGACUUAGGUGUUUGUUCUAGCUCUGUGGCACUGGCUGUUGCUGACAGAAGCUCUUUUAGUGGUCCCUCUUUCAUGUGUUCUCUUCCCAUAACCCUUCUUACAGCAAUCCUGUCUUCAUGUUUGCUUACCUUGGUCUUCUCCACUGCUCACCUUCCUUGCCUUGCCUGCAAAUCCUCUCAUCUCCCAGCACAAAUGAGCUGUUUAUCCCUGAACUAAUGGGUGCUCACAAUGCUCUGCUCAUAAUGUUGCAGAACUGCUUAAAUUCAUGGUGAUUAAAAAAUAAAAAGACGGAUUACUUUUUUGCCCAGCCCCGUAAAAUUAGUUGUAUUUUUUUCACUCAGUAUGGUUAUUGCUGUAGGAUGAGUUGUUUGCAGUGAGCCAGAAGCCCCUCCUGGUUUUGAAGCAACCCUUGGGUUACCCAGCUCAUUCAGGUUACUGAGCCAUUGUCACAGAGGAGAAGGACUUUGUGCAAGAGAUAUUUCAAAGUGGAGGCUUACUACUAAUCUGAUCACUGGUUUGUGUGGGCAAAUGGGGAGUUUUGCCUGUUCCCACACACCCUGACCCCUUGGGGACACACCCUCCCCAGGUACUAGUGGCAGUGCUGGUGAACAGCUCAGGUGAGGCUCACCAGCUCUGAAGGGUGCAUGCUUUUAUUUAUUUGCUUUUAUUUAAUCAGAAACUAGGGUCACUUGGCCCAGUAUUUAAGCUCUUGUCGGGGAGAGAAUGAGAGUUGAAAGCAUUCAGAAUUUUUUGUUCCAGUUUUGAUUUAAGUCAUGUGAAGAGCUCUCAAGCUUUCUGGUGUUCAGUUGCAGCUUGAGUAAAAUAGUUCCAAUUGGAAGAUGAGGGGGAUGUGUGUUUCAACUCACAUUUAGAAUUUUUUCAAAUGGGCUAUGCAAGACUAAACUUAGGUUAUUGACAUCUUAGGUCAACAAGACAGAGAAGUCAAAAUCUCCUUUUUUGAAGAGUGUGAUGUGUAUUAUCUUGGUAGAAACUUUGGGACAUGAGGCAACAAACAGCACUGAGUGCAGGAGAUCAGUAUUUACUCCAGACAUUGCCAGCAACUUAAGUCAUCUUCAUCCUGACCCUGAGUAAAAUUUGGAUGGUGGCAAGACCGGAAGCCAGUGUUAGCAGUCUUAAAUAUUUAAAUACUUGAGUGGUUUUGAAGUAGAGAAAGAAGGGGGUGGGAGUUUAGAGCUAGAGAUAUUACAUAUUCAUUUGGCCACUGACGUCCAAAGUAGUUUGGUGGCUGCUGCUGCUGCUCAAGAUCUCAAAGGUGACUAUCUUUUCCUUAUGGAAUAAAUGUGUGUGUACUUGUCAACACCUUCUAAUUAAAUCUAACACAUUCAAAUUGUGUUGGAGGACGGCUCCACCAGUGUGACUCAGGGCGUGUUUUUGAGCCAUUUGUGAGGAAAUGUGGUGAAUGUAAACUUGCUCUGUUCGGGGGGGAAAUUGUGAGCUGAGGCUUGCAUUAGCCCUUUUGGCCACAGCCUUGCGUGGGGAAUUCAUGUCGAGCUGAUUGCUUCCCAGGACCCUGGGUCUCACAUUCAGUCUCUGCUUCGGAGGAUAGAGUCCUCUCUCUCCCUCUCAUCCUGAUUUUAGAUAAUGGGCUGUGUGCAAUGUAAGGAUAAAGAAGCAACAAAACUGACUGACGAGAGGGAUGGCAGUUUAACUCAAAGCUCAGGCUACCGCUAUGGGACAGAUCCUACUCCUCAGCACUAUCCUAGCUUUGGUGUGACUUCAAUCCCAAACUACAACAACUUCCAUGCCACAGGAGGCCAAGGACUGACUGUGUUUGGUGGAGUCAACUCGUCCUCUCAUACAGGGACGCUGCGUACAAGAGGAGGAACAGGUGUAACUCUUUUUGUGGCGCUUUAUGACUAUGAAGCAAGAACAGAAGAUGACUUGAGUUUUCACAAAGGAGAAAAAUUCCAGAUACUUAACAGCUCGGAAGGAGACUGGUGGGAGGCCCGUUCCUUGACAACAGGCGAAACUGGGUACAUUCCCAGUAAUUAUGUGGCUCCAGUCGAUUCCAUCCAAGCAGAGGAGUGGUACUUCGGCAAGCUUGGCCGAAAGGAUGCUGAGAGGCAGCUGCUGUCGUUUGGAAACCCCAGAGGUACCUUCUUGAUCCGGGAAAGCGAAACUACCAAAGGUGCCUAUUCCCUGUCUAUUCGAGACUGGGAUGAUAUGAAAGGAGAUCACGUCAAACAUUAUAAGAUUCGUAAACUUGACAAUGGUGGAUAUUAUAUCACAACUCGGGCACAAUUUGAAACUCUUCAGCAGCUGGUUCAGCAUUACUCAGAGAGAGCUGCAGGUCUUUGCUGCCGCUUAGUAGUCCCCUGUCAUAAAGGAAUGCCAAGGCUUACUGAUCUGUCUGUCAAAACCAAAGAUGUCUGGGAAAUUCCACGAGAAUCCCUACAGUUGAUCAAGAGACUGGGAAAUGGGCAGUUUGGGGAAGUAUGGAUGGGUACGUGGAAUGGAAAUACUAAAGUGGCUAUCAAGACCCUGAAGCCUGGCACUAUGUCUCCAGAAUCCUUCUUAGAGGAAGCCCAAAUCAUGAAGAAGCUAAAACAUGACAAAUUGGUCCAACUUUAUGCUGUGGUAUCUGAAGAGCCUAUCUAUAUUGUCACAGAGUACAUGAGUAAAGGGAGUUUGCUAGAUUUCUUAAAGGAUGGAGAAGGAAGAGCGUUGAAGUUACCGAACUUGGUGGACAUGGCAGCCCAGGUGGCCGCGGGAAUGGCGUACAUCGAGCGGAUGAACUACAUACACAGAGAUCUGCGGUCUGCGAACAUCCUGGUGGGCAACGGCCUAAUAUGCAAGAUUGCCGACUUUGGAUUGGCAAGACUGAUUGAAGAUAAUGAAUACACAGCCAGACAAGGUGCAAAAUUCCCCAUUAAAUGGACUGCACCAGAAGCAGCACUGUAUGGAAGGUUCACAAUAAAGUCAGAUGUGUGGUCUUUUGGGAUCCUACUGACAGAGCUGGUAACAAAAGGGAGAGUGCCAUACCCAGGCAUGAAUAACCGGGAAGUCUUGGAGCAAGUAGAACGAGGUUAUCGGAUGCCGUGUCCUCAGGACUGUCCCAUCUCCUUGCAUGAGCUUAUGAUUCACUGCUGGAAAAAAGACCCAGAGGAACGUCCAACUUUUGAGUAUUUACAGGGUUUUCUUGAAGACUACUUCACUGCAACAGAACCCCAGUACCAGCCUGGUGACAACCUGUAAAUCCCUGGUUUCCAGACACUGUCAUGAAUUACCAGGUAUUUCUCAGCCCUGUCCCACCUGCUCUCCACCUUCCAAUCUGUGAUCGGCUUCUCCAGAGUGCAACAUCUUCCAGCACUGCAGUGCACAGGAGGGGCUGCAGCUGGGAACUUCCACAGCCCUUGCCUAUGACCACUUGUCCUAAUAAUCCGAAUGUCCUGGAUGAAAAGGAGAAAAACACUUGUUUUUUCUUAAUCAAAGACUCCAAAACUGCAUUGUAUUGAUGUUAUGUAAACUGCAAAACCUCUGUUUCAUUGUAAAUAGUAACUCAGUGCCAAUAACUGAUCCUAGUGCUUUCCUUUUUUUAAAAUGCAAAACCUAUGUGAUUUUAACUAGUCUUCUCCUGAUUCAACUAAAAGUAUUAUUUUCCAAAAGUGGCCUCUUUGUCUAAAACAUUUUUUUUUCAUGUUUUAACAAAUAAAAAAAAUCAGGACAGGUGUUUGGGUUUUUGCUUUUUUAUAUAUAAAAUAUAUAUAAUAUAUAUACAUACCUGUACAUACAGUAUAUGGGUGCUAUUGCAGAGGAGGCUCAUUUGGAAUUGAAUGAAUCCUGCUGCAGCUGUACCCAGAAAGUGAUAAUUUUACUGCAGACAUGAAAACACUGGUGGGAUUCUGAAAGCCAGUGAUCUAAUUUUUGGCUUUUGCCAAGCAUGAUUUUUUUAAAUUGGAUUGCACUUUUUGUUUAUGAUUAUGUACCUGUAGAUGGUUGUAACUUUGCUCUUUCAGGAAUCACGUGCUGUAUUUACAGUAAUGUUUCCAAUGUUUGACAAGUGUGUGAUGAUUUGUUCUUGAAAUUAAAACGAACAUAUUUAAAGCAAGAAAACUACACCAUCACCAUUUGAACUGGAAAAUUGAAACUGCAAGGACUUCUUGUAUCAAAACAUGUAUACUGAAAUGUUUCAAAAAGGUUUAUUAAGCAGUGUAACCACAUUCAGAUGGUCUUAAAAUAAUAGCAUUUUAGCCAUGUCCCCCUGCUAAACUGUUGGUCAUGCAACUAGGAUUUUUCUGUUUUAUGUGUAACAUUUUUCCAUUGUAAAAUAAGUGUGUUGAGUGUCCUGUACUGCUAAUGAAAUUACUUUCUCUGUGUCUGCAAGUUCUCCAGUGGAAUUACUAUGCACUUCUUUGCAUUUCAUGGGGGAUGCACAGAACAAAGUAUUACCUUUUCAGUUGUCUGUACCAGCCUUGAAUUACUUACGUUUAACCAAAAAACGCAAAAAAAAAAUUCCUUUCUAUUUCUAUUGAGUUUUUAAUACUGAGUUGCAAAUUUUAAAGUCUUAAUUACAUUUUGUUAUGGUUUAUUCACAAGUUUACAUUUUAAAACUGUUUAACUUUCUUAAUUUAGUAAUUAAAAAAGAAGAGCAUUUUACAUUUGGAUAGUUGUUUUUUUGUUUAAACUAAUGGAGCUAAUGGUGGACAUGAGAUUAAAAACUUUUCAGGAAGGGGUGUCAUGCCAUUUGGAGCAUCAUAUUUCAAAGGAGUAUGCAGACCAAUUACCUAUGGGUCAUAAUUUUCCAAAUUAUGAAGUCAAUAUGUUUUUAAAUAGCUGGAGUUCAACUGCAAGGAAGAUGGCUGAAUGCAUAGCUACUCUCUCAUUUCUCUCUUCUACAGCAGUUUGUUCUUUAUUAGUUCUGUUGCAUUUAACAUGAAUACUUUUACAUUUACAAGUGUUGCAGGAAAAGCUUUUCUAUGUCUUGUAUUGCUGUUACUGCUUGAAAAGAUUGUGGCCAACUAAGACUUCCUGACAGUUGAAACUUUUUUUUUUUAAUUAUUUAGUACUUAGAUUGUGAAUUCAUAUUCUGAAGAUUCACACAUUUUCUAAAGAGAACCUUUCUUCGUUCAUGAAAACUAACCCAAUAAUCAAUUGAGAUUCAGAGAACAAAUUGUCAUUGUUUUAAUAUUUUCUAUACAGAACUGACUGAAAAUCCUCUUGCAAAGGAGGCUUCCACACUUAGCCUUUCUCAAAGUGUGAAUUUAUAUGGCAAUGUUGCUUGUUACCAGAUUUCCAUGAUAAAUUGGUUAACGUUUUACAUGUAGAGUCUAUAAGUAACGUUAUGUACAUUAUCUAUUCAAUGUUGCUGUACCUGUAGCUGUGGAGUACUGAAGAGGCCAUGAUCCUUGUUGGACUUCUAGCUUCCUCUUAGUACUUACAAAGCAAGUCGUGGCCCUCUUUUUUUUCACACAGCUACCCCCCUGCCUUAAAAUAUCAUCCAUGGAACUGAGGACUCCAUAGUAACUCAGCGGGCUGGCGAAGCCAAAAUGUCACCUCCUCAGCCCAGAGCCCGGUGGCGAAGCAUGGCCAUUCUGCCAAGUUCCUUAGCAGCCUUUGCUAUGCCACAAACUUAAGUGCAGAUUCCAUCUGUAAUGCGGGACGAGCCUAAAAUGUUAGUUUGCCUAUGUUUCUCAUUGGAAGUAAGACUCAGAUGGGGCGUUGUUGGGGUUUUAUGGCCUUUAUUUCUGAUUCUUGGGUUUGCUGUCUCUUGUAUUGCAUUCGGUCUCUGAGUACCAUGUUGGUCUCUGCCGGAUCUCUGCCUGCAGCUGGCUUGUGUGCAGACUGGUGCCACUGUUAAGUGGCAAGUCCAGACCAUUUCUCAUCGGUAGCUCUUCUGCUUCUUUUUCUUAAUGUUGGGAGUUUUGUUGUUUGGGUUUUUUAAUCUCUCAAAUAAAAAACAUUAGCAAAAAAUUUAAA